GUUGCUGUGCUGCGUUCUAAGCCAAGUGCAAGCCUUUGAUAUCUGUCUAUAUAAACUUGUUCCUAUCAGUCCAUAUUUCCCAUACCAGCGUUGCCUACACCUCUAUCUAUUCAUCUUUCUAGAGCUAGCUCUACGUUCCUUGCCAUAGGGCAUUCUUCUUACAGAAAGUAAGACCUCAUAAAGCUCUGAUAACUCUCUUUCCAGGUUUCCAUUUUCCUUGCACUGCAACUUCCUUUGUAACUUUUCCACAAAAAAGCUUGUUACUUAGUUUCCAAUGGCUUCCACUGGCUCCGAAAAACCCUCUUUACCUGGUUCGAACUACGUUGUUUUUCUCAGUUUUCGGGGUGAGGACACCCGCCAUAGCUUUACAGACCAUUUAUACAUGGCAUUUACAUUGAGAGGCAUUGAAACCUUUAGAGACAGCGAAAAACUCCAACUAGGACAAGAAAUUGCUUCUGAGCUCAUACAAGCAAUAGAAAAUUCCCAGUAUGCAAUCGUUGUUUUCUCAGAAAAAUAUGCCGAUUCCAAGUGGUGCUUGGAUGAACUUGCUGAAAUUAUUGAAUGCAAAAAAAAUAAGGGACUUGAAGUGGUGCCCGUCUUUUACCAUGUAGAUCCCUCCGACGUACGGAACCAGACUGGGCCAUUUGAAAAAGACUUUGACAAACAUCAGAAAAAUGACAAAAUCGACAGAGAGAAGAUCCAGAAAUGGAAGGAUGCUAUGAGAGAAGUGGGGAAAUUAUCCGGCAAGCAUUUACUGCCACAUCAAGGGUCUGAGGCAGAAUGUAUCCAAGACAUUGUGGAAGUGAUAUUAAAUAAAUUGGAUAAUACCUUCUCAACACAUACCUUCUCAGAACUAAUAGGAAUGGAAUCCCGAGUUGAGAAAUUGAAGUCACACUUAGCUAUGGAGUCAAAUGAUGUUUGCAUUAUAGGAAUUUGGGGGACAGGAGGAAUGGGUAAGACAACUCUUGCUAGAGUUGUUUAUGAAAUGAUUUCCAAUAAAUUUGAAGCUUGUAGUUUUAUCGCUAAUAUUAGGGAAGAAUCUAUAAAAUGUGGUUUACAUAAGAUACAACAAAUACUUUUGAGGGAACUUUUGAAUUAUAGAGAUUUGGAGGUGCACAAUGAUUAUACUGGAGUUUCCAUGAUACAAAGUAGGUUACGUAACAAAAAGAUUCUUCUUGUUCUUGAUGACGUAAAUGAUUUAGAGCAAUUGAAUAAGUUAGCUGGGGAGCGUUGUUGGUUUGGUUCAGGUAGUAGAAUUAUGAUAACAACAAGAGAUAAGCAUUUGUUGGAGUUGCAUGAAGCAAAUGAAAUAUAUGAGGUUGAAGAAUUGAAUCAUGAUGAAGCUCUUAAACUUUUUAGUUUGAAAGCUUUUAAAAUGGACCAUCCAAUUGAAGAUUAUGGAAAGCUAUCUCAAGAUUUUGUAGAUUAUUGUAAGGGGCUUCCGUUGGCCCUUGAAGUUUUGGGUUCUUUCUUGUUCAAAAAAAGCAUUGCUGAAUGGAAAAGUGAAUAUGAACAGCUCACGAUUGAAUUUUGUGACAAAGGAAAAAUUCUCAAUGUGCUUAAAAUAAGUUUUGAUGGACUACAAUCAAAUGAGAAGAAUAUUUUCUUAAAUAUCGCAUGCUUUUUUAAUCACAAGCAUUUAGAUUUUGACAUAAAUAUACACUAUCUUGGGCUUUAUCCUGAAACUGGAUUAAGAGAUCUCAUUGAUAAGUCUCUCAUUAAAUUGCAUGGAAAUCAAUUGUGGAUGCAUGAUUUACUACAAGAUAUGGGCCAACAUAUAGUUUGUCAAGAGUGCAAAGAUCCUGAGGAACGUAGUAGAUUGUGGUCAUUUGACGACAUCAACAAUGUGCUGACAGAAAAUACGGGAACAAAGAAAAUUCAAUGCAUAGGACUAGAGAUGCAUGAACCAAAAAAUGUAGAAUGGAAUCUUGAGGCCUUUUCAAAGAUGCAAAAUCUAGAAUUGCUUAAAAUUUGUGGUGUUCAACUUAUGCAUGGUCUCAAACAUCUUCCUAGUAGCUUAAGAGUUCUUGAAUGGAAAGAGUACCAUUCAAAAUCGUUGACAUCAAGUUUCCUAUCAAAGUGUUUUGAGAAUUUGAAAUUCAAUGCUCUAAAGCUUACUGAAGGCCCAGACAUCAAUAACGUCCCAAAUCUUAAGAGUUUGGUUCUUGAAAAUUGUAUAAAUUUACGUAGGAUUCACCCAUCAAUUGGAAUUCAUAAAAAGCUUACUAUUCUUAAUUUAGGAUAUUGCAAGAACCUUACAAGUCUUCCAAACAAGUUUGAAAUAGAGUGUCUUACGGAACUUAAUUUUACUGGGUGCUCGAAAUUAACAGAAAUUCCAGGCUUCGGGAGAAACAUGAAACGUGUACACAACCUUUAUUUAGGUCAUACUGCAAUUACAACACUGCCCACGUCAAUUGAGCAUUUGACUGCCCUUGAUACUUUGUUUUUAUAUGGUUGCAAAAAUCUUGUGCAUUUACCUAAUACCAUUUUUAAUUUAAAGUUGGUUAGAGAAAUCUGUCUCCAGUUUUGCACAAAACUGGAUAGACUGCCAGAGAACCUAGGGAAUGCCGAAAGUCUGGAGGAGUUGGAUUUGUGGGAAACUGCUAUAAGAGAGGUCCCUUCUUCCAUUGGUCUCUUAAAACAUCUUCAUCGGCUAGUAUUAACAGAAUGUAAGGGGUUAUCAUCUAAUAAAUCGAGGUAUGAGCUCCUCCCGUUUUAUUCAAAGCCAACAAGUCCUCAACCCCCGGACUUGCUAUUCUCUUCUUUAUCUCUAUCACCUGCGUCUUCUUUGACCGUCUUGUAUUUAAAUGACUGCAAUCUCAAGGCAAUCUCCAAUGAUAUUGGUUCCUUAUUCUCUUUAGAAUUGUUGGAUCUAAGUCGAAAUGAUUUUGUUUGCCUUCCGGAAAGCAUCAUUCGACUUUCGAAAUUGAAAUGGAUGUACUUGAAUAAUUGCACAAGUCUUCGAUCAUUGCCAAAGCUUCCAUUGAAUAUUAAACUCGUUGAGGCAAAAGGUUGUAUCUCACUGGAGAUGUUACCAGAUCCAUUAAAACCAAGCGAUUCAUUGGAACCAUCUCUCAAUCUUCAAAAUUGCUUUAAAUUGGCUGACAAUCAAAGCUGCACAGACUGGUUUAUCUCAGGGAUAAAAAAGUCCCUCUCCCUCUCUCCCUCUCUCCCUCUCUCAGUCCUAAAAAAGUCAUAUAACAUUGUUUUUCCUGGAAGUGAAAUUCCUGAGUGGUUUAGCCACCAAAACAUGGGGAAAGAAGUGAAAAUAAAACUACCUUCUCAUUUGUGUAAGAACGUGGGAAUUGCUAUUUGCGUUGUGUGCCCCACGCUUGCCUAUUCGUUGAUAGCCAAUGGAAAAAGAAUUUCUAUUGCCAUUACCUCACGUAAUCAGGCUUCAUCAGAUCACCUUCAGCUAGUCUAUGUGACUCCUCAAUUCUUCAACGAGGAAUCAAAUAAAUUUUUGUCGGAAGGUGACGUGAAUGGAUUCAGUCAGAUUAGCAUUAAAGUUGAAAGCGUGAAGGCCAAAAAAUGGGGGUUCCAUAUGAUAUACAAGAAAGACAUAGAAGAUCUUGACAUGGAUGUUCUCCAUCAUAAUUUCGACAGUUUGUCAGUGGAAGUGGAAGGAAGCUCUGAUUACAAUAUGGCUGGACCCAGUGGAGAAGGAAGCUCUGAUUGUGAGGAGUCAAGUGAGUACGGGGGCUCCGAUUGGUAUGUAUAUUAUAGUGAAAGUGAAAGCUCGGAUUAUUAGUCAACAUUUUUCCCCAGGUAACUAACAGUUCAAAAAACAAAGAAAAGCCUCAACAACAGCAAGAAAAGCAAAUCCAGACCUUUAGAGAGGGUUCAACUGCAACCAAUCCUGUUGGAGGAGAGUUGCAAGGAUCUGUGAUUUACCACAAGAGAAGCGCGUUUGGAUCUAUUACUAAAUGACCUUAGCCAUCUGAUGCCUUUAUUCAAUGUUGGGAAAUCAUCAAAGACUUCAUCUUCCCAUGUAAUGCUUGUGAAGAAGAAUUGAUCAUGAGCAGGGCAAAACUGUUCAUGCUCAUUUCACAGGAUAAAACAAACCAGAAGACUUGAUCUCCAUAGGCAAGCAACUGUGCAGAAAAGGUUGUAAAAUAGAGAAGCUAUCCUGCUUUGAUUGGACCUGAUUAGAGAGCUGUACUCUCCAGAAGUAGCUGCUCAAAUUUUAGCUAUCUCAAGCUGUGGAGUUACUGAUAAGCUGCUAUGGCCUCAUACAACACAACAUACUUUGUUUUGUAGGUAUGCACAAGCCUAUGAUGCACAACAUGUUGAUUAGAGUAACUACUGGAGAGUUCCAAGGGGAGUGUGUCCAGUUGUGGAGGGAUGGCAAGUGUUGCUGACAGUUGAGGGGCACUGGCAGAGCAGAUGCAAAUGGGGUUGUUUUGCCUAUGUAGCUAAAUCAUGGGCUGGCAGAUAAUUUUUCAGCCUGUUCCAGUAAUGCCGUAUGCAAAAAAGUGAAAGCUUACUGUUUGAGAAGCAUAUUUUCCAGGUUGUUCUGGUUAGUGGAAGAUUGGAGGACCUGUGGAAAAGAAGAAGGUUCCUUGGCAACUUGGUGCGUUGAUUGAAGAACACAAGUGCAAGGAAGUUGGAGAAUGCCAGUGGUGUACAUUUGCUGUGUACAGGAGUCACUAAUGAGGUCUGCACAAGUCUCUAAUGCACAACAAGCAGAUCAAAGUAACUGCAGGAAAGUACCAAGGCAGGUGUAUCAAGUUGUGGAGGGUUGUAGGUGUUGCUGACAAUUUAGGGACGCUAGCAGAGAUAGUGUGAACGGGGUGGUUUUGGCUUUGUAGCCAAAUCAAGUGCUGGCAGGCUGUUGCAGUUCUUCCAUAUGCAACCAAAUGGCAUGCAGCUAGAUGCCCCUGUUCGGAAAGCAUUAACUAAGGCUAUACAGCUUGGUUUUUGUAGACUUGUUUCCAUCAUUUCUAAGAGUGGAGGAACUCCUUUUGAGAAGAAGGUUUCCUUGGCAACUUGCUGUGCUGAUUGAAGGCAACAAGUGCAUAGAAGUAGGAGAACAUUAGUGGUUGUAUAUUUUGUGCAUAAGAGAGUUGCUACAGAUGUUGGGGUCUUGCUGUUGCUUCAAAGUCUUUUGAACAUUUUUGGACUCUACUACCAGCCAACGCUUCAGACAUUAUUUUGUAUUAUAAACCAUACCCAAAAAGAAAAGAGAAGACAAAAAGAAAAGUUAAAUUAACACCUUUUCUGGACUAAAGCUAGUUGCAACUACAUGCAAUCAUUAACAUUGUAAGACAUCAUAUAAGAGAUUCAUGUCUUUGCGUGAAAAUCAUAUUCAUCUCUCCUUUUAGAUUCAAAUAAGAGCAAUUGAAUUAA
Quercus lobata is the source of this 5349-nucleotide messenger RNA. RefSeq names its product TMV resistance protein N-like. The transcript has 12 exons. The record is from RefSeq and is a predicted model, not a curated record. Gene Ontology annotation, biological process: defense response; signal transduction. Lineage: Eukaryota; Viridiplantae; Streptophyta; Magnoliopsida; Fagales; Fagaceae. The coding region runs from base 275 to 3751 and encodes 1158 amino acids. Gene Ontology annotation, molecular function: ADP binding.